UUGUUUUGAUUUUCAAGGUGACGUUUAUAGGUUAAAAAAGACGUAUAAAACAAUCACGUAAUGAGAAGACGUAAAUAAUAAUUUUAGCUGAUGGUGCUUUAAAUUAUUUAUGUUAUAAACUUUUACCUAUCUUAUCGUUGCUUAUAUUUAUGUUAGUAGGUAACUUUAUAAUAUCUACUUUGUAUGUGAAGAGCUCAUCAAUUAAUGAUGGAGUAUUUUCGUCAAUUUCUACACAACUUUUUUCAUAAAUAUUUUAAUACUGAAGAAAUUGUAGCACCAGAAAUCAAGAGAUUGAAUGUUUACAUGAAUGGAAUUUACAAAAUAUUGUCCUGGGAAGAUCCUGUCCUUAGUUGGAGGACCCUGGGAAUCAUUCACUUUGUGCUUUGGAUCGUAUUACAGUUGCGUUUAAGAAUUUACAGUAUCAUAUCAAUUGUAGUAUUACUGCUUUUCUUAACGGAUAUUUACUUUGAGAGGUCAGGGGUUAUACCUGACGAGAGUGAAUCAGUGCAUCUGAACAAUUUGCUGACCUCUAGUAAAGAAUUUGUAGCCAAUAUUCAGUACUUUAAAAAAACCAACCCAAAAAAGUUCUGUGUAACAUUUUCUGGUUUUUUCCUAUUUUUGUUAAUAUUAUCUACAAAUAUUUCUGGAUUUCUGCUGGUUUACUUCAUACUAGUCAGUGUAUUUUUCACACCACUGAUUGCUUCAAAAAUACCACCUGAGUAUUUAUUGCCAAUAAAAAAAACUAUUCACCAUUUGAAGACAGAGGAAGGAAUUGUCACAGAGGCUGAUUUAAUGCCUAUAGUAUCAGAAAAAGAGUUGGAUAGUUUGUUAACUGACAAAAGCCAAGAUUCUGUCAGUAAUUCUUUCUUAGGAGGUCUUGUGUCAAUGCCUUCACAUCUGGAUAUAGAGGGAAGUCUGGACGAUCUCGAAGACGAUCUAGAAAUUCCAGUAAAGUCUUCCAAAGGAUCAGCUGUGUCCUACACUCCUGGUGAUCUUUCAACAGAUUCUGAUUCAGAGCAUAAAGGGAUCACCUUUGAGUCUUCUCAUUUCAACGGCGAUUCGUCAUCUGAAGAGGAAGAGAAGCGGUACAUGGCAGGCUUGAAGUUUUCUGAGGAGUCAAUGGACGUUCCUGACCGCGGAGAUUCCAAUUUGGGUGGGAAAAGUUCCGAAACAGGAUUACUUUCUAAUCUAUUAUCGGUAGGACAAAAUCUUUUUUCUAGCGUUGGAGGCAAAAGUGAAUCGGCCUCAAAAAGACACGACAGUGACAGCGAUUACGAAAUUAUUACUUCUGAGGACGUCGAAUGAAUAGUAGACGAACCUUUUUGUACCAUUUUACACAAUGUUACUAAUCAAUAUGCAAAGGGAAAAGAAAGAAUUUAACGUUAAUUUAAUAAUUGUCAUUGACUUGUACAGUCAAGCAUUUAGUUAAUGAAUUUAUUAUUUUGCAAUUAAUGUAUUUGGCGAAAAACUUUUUUUAUUUUUUGUUUGGUAUUUAAACGUAUUACUAUUUAUAAUAACGUUUCUACAAUUUCGGUUUUUGCUUGAUAGGGUAUAAAAGACGAGAAUUGUUUACUUUUUUUUUGUUUAAUUUCCUUUACAGGUGAUCUUAUUUUUUUAUACUUAAGUUCUAGUUUAGUACCUGUUGAAACUACUUAAAGAAUGUGAUAUGUUUAGUUAUCAUUAAACGGUAUUUUUUUAUUA
This is a messenger RNA of Agrilus planipennis (emerald ash borer), 1701 nucleotides long. RefSeq lists its product as uncharacterized. The record is from RefSeq and is a predicted model, not a curated record. NCBI's taxonomy places the organism in Eukaryota, Metazoa, Arthropoda, Insecta, Coleoptera, Buprestidae. The transcript has 5 exons. The coding region runs from base 205 to 1305 and encodes 366 amino acids.